Messenger RNA from Juglans regia (Persian walnut), 1304 nucleotides. Its product is annotated as putative HVA22-like protein g. NCBI's taxonomy places the organism in Eukaryota, Viridiplantae, Streptophyta, Magnoliopsida, Fagales, Juglandaceae. The transcript is spliced from 8 exons. The coding region runs from base 345 to 1115 and encodes 256 amino acids. The record is from RefSeq and is a predicted model, not a curated record.
CGUGUAAAAUAACGAAGAAGCGUCCGAGCCAAGAAAUCAUCCUCCAUUUGUUUAUCUCUUGGCUUUUAAUCCAAUCACGCAUUUCUGUAUAUAUAUCAUUCGGAUCUUUCUUUUCCGUCUAAAGCUUUCAAAGCGAGUUUUUACUCUGUCUCAAUUUCUCUCUGCCAACAAGACACAUUCCUUCCAAAGAAUCACAGAUCCUUCUUCCAAAGCCAUGGAUAGGAGGUCCAGUUGUGGGGUUUUCGUUGGUAUAGACAACAGCGAGAACUGAGCAAAUUUUGGUUCUGUUCAAAAACGUGUUGCAGGAGUGUUUAAGCCGGUGCUUGACGUGAAGGGGAAUAAAUAUGUUGGGGGAUUUCAUAACCAGAUGUCUUCUGCUGCUUCUUGGUUAUGCCUAUCCCGCACUCGAGUGUUACAAAACCGUGGAGAAGAACAGGGUCGGGAUCGAAGAACUCCGAUUUUGGUGUCAAUAUUGGAUCAUUGUGGCUAUACUUACAGCUCUUGAGAGGGUGGUGGACGUAUUCAUGACAUGGUUUCCUUUAUACGGUGAGAUGAAGCUGGCACUUAUUAUCUACCUAUGGUAUCCAAAGACCAAGGGAACCGGUUAUGUAUACGAUACCCUGUUGCGGCCGUACGUAGCUAAGCAUGAAACAGACAUCGACCAUAAGUUGUCGGAGUGGAGGGCAAGAAUGUGGGAUUUGGCCAUUUUCUAUUGGCAAAACUGCUCGGAAUUAGGACAGUCGGCAUUCUUCCAAGUCUUGCAGUACUUCGCUGCUGGAAGGUCCAAUCACACUAACAAUGAGAGGGCCCAGAAUCAUAGUUCGAGCACGCCCCAACCGCCCCCAAAUGGUGCAACCAACAACCAAGCCAGCCGGUCGGGCAAAAACAAGUGGCCUCCGAGUCCGAGUGCCCCGCCACUGCUUGGCAGCAUGUUCAACCGCGUAUUUGCCCAGCCAGCUAAAUCCGAUGUCGCACAAGUUCACCUCAACAACCAAGUAGAAUACUUGCACCCUGACGACGAGUACAACCAGGAGCGCGGCCCAGACGAUUCCCCGGAAAACCAUUCGAGCAAAAACUCUCACCUAAAGUUUAGGCGCUCUAAACCACACUAUUGAGAAUUGUACAAAUACGUUGAUUCUUUUCGGAAAAUUUGGAAAUCUUAUUUCAUUAUUUUCUUCUUGUAAUAUAUACUUUCCUGUUAUAAGCUUCAGACAUUCUCCCUGGGGUUUUCCAUUGAAAAUGGUGUAAAAAAAAAAACAAAACAAAACCAAAUUCACACAGGAAAAAAAAAAAAAAAAAAAAAA